Ornithorhynchus anatinus (platypus) is the source of this 1385-nucleotide messenger RNA. It is a transcript of the gene DFFB, whose product is annotated as DNA fragmentation factor subunit beta. Lineage: Eukaryota; Metazoa; Chordata; Mammalia; Monotremata; Ornithorhynchidae. The record is from RefSeq and is a predicted model, not a curated record. Gene Ontology annotation, cellular component: cytoplasm; nucleus. Gene Ontology annotation, biological process: apoptotic process; apoptotic DNA fragmentation. The transcript has 7 exons. Gene Ontology annotation, molecular function: DNA endonuclease activity. Bases 264 to 1262 code for a protein of 332 amino acids.
UCGCCCAGGAAGUCCCACCAAGCCCCGGUUCGGCUGCACGGAUGCAACCUCCUUGGAGCAGGGAGGGGCAGUUUUGCAGGCUCAACCGCUGCUGCUACACCAGAACCAGCCCCAGGACCAGAAGGACCAGUUGCAGCAGGCUCAGGACCAGCAGGACCAGUUGCAGCAGCCCCAGGACCAGCAGGACCAGCUGUAGCAGCCCCAGGAUCAGCAGCUGCAGCAGCAGCAGCAGCAGCAGCAGCAGCAGGGUGUAGUUGCCUGCAAUGCUCCCAAGACCCAAGACCUUCAAACUGCGGGCCCUAGACAGCCAGAAGAAGUAUGGGGUGGCGGGCAGGAGCUGCAAAGAAGUCCUACGGAAGGGCUGCCAGAAAUUCCAGCUUCCCUUAUCCGACUGCCGACUGUGUUUGUACGAAGAUGGGACAGAGCUGACCGAAGGGUAUUUCCAGAAUGUUCCGGACAACACGGAGCUCAUGGUCCUGACGGCAGGACAGACUUGGCAGGGUUACAUCAGCGACAUAGAGCGCUUCCUCAACGUGUUUUACCACCAGCAAGAGGACGUCAUCGCAGCCGCACGGAAGCUGCUUUCCGACGAGCGGGCUCCUCUGCGCCAGAAACUCCUGGUGGAUCUCCUGCAGAACAUCAACGAAAAUAUCUCGGCUGAAAGCAGGGAAGAGGACGGAAAGUGGUUUGAAGGUUUAGAAUCUCGAUUUAAGAAUAAAUCUGGCUACAUGAGGUACAGUUGCGAGAGCAGAAUCCGGAGCUAUAUGAAAGAGGUUAACACUUCCGCUUCGGCUAUUGGACCCAAGGCUCAGGCGGAAUACCUGAAGAUUAUUGGCUGCAUGGGAGAGAAGCUGAAAGCGGCCCAGUACAACGGCGGAUACUUCGACAGGCGAGAAAAGAGGGCCCGGCUCUGUACGCCCGAAGGCUGGUUCUCUUGCCAGGGUCCGUUUGACAUUGACAGCUGCUUGUCUAAACAUUCCAUCAACCCUUACAGCAACAGAGAGAGCAGAAUCCUUUUCAGCACGUGGAAUCUGGAUCAUAUAAUAGAAAAGAAACGCACCGUCGUUCCGACCCUGGCAGAAGCAGUUCGGGAACAGGAUGGAAGAGAAGUAGACUGGGAGUACUUCUAUAAUCUCCUCUUUACCUCAGAGAAUCUCAAAUUAGUGCACAUUGCCUGCCAUAAGAAAACCAGUCAUAACCUCAGCUGUGACAAAACCAGGAUUUACAGAGCCAGGGCAGCUGUUCCCCAGAAACGCAAGUGAACUGUUGAGCAUCCCUUGCUAGACUUUGCCCGUGACGUGGGGGGAUAAAGCCGUAAAUUUACUCUGUAAAAUAGAGAAGCAGCGUGGCUCGGUGGAAAGAGCCCGGGCUUUGGAGUCAGAGGU